GUCACUCGUUCUUUGCGUGGGUACUUAUGCAAAGGCAGCAGAUGUGCAGUUGAUUAACGGGAUAGUCAGUAAACUUUAUUGCUAAACGCAAAGGUUUUGAUUGAAAAUUGGGUACAAUGGAAUCUAGCAAGUCGGAAUCGACGCCAAAACAAGCUAUGGUGUACAUUUGCGGAGAAUGUCAUCAUGAUAAUGAAAUACGCCCAAGAGAUCCAAUUCGAUGCCGAGAAUGUGGGUAUAGGAUCAUGUAUAAAAAACGAACUAAAAGACUUGUUGUGUUUGAUGCGCGAUAAAUCAAUCUGUCUUUUUGUAUAAGUUAUGUAUAUAUAAUUAUCAGUAAAUUAUUAAUGUAAUUAUGUA
Molecule: messenger RNA, 357 nt
Organism: Bombus pyrosoma
Lineage: Eukaryota; Metazoa; Arthropoda; Insecta; Hymenoptera; Apidae
Gene: Rpb12
Product: DNA-directed RNA polymerases I, II, and III subunit RPABC4
Exons: 3
Coding region: 117-290 (57 amino acids)
Biological process (GO): DNA-templated transcription
Cellular component (GO): RNA polymerase II, core complex; RNA polymerase I complex; RNA polymerase III complex
Molecular function (GO): DNA binding; DNA-directed RNA polymerase activity; zinc ion binding
Source: RefSeq, a predicted model, not a curated record